This is a messenger RNA of Fulmarus glacialis (Northern fulmar), 568 nucleotides long. RefSeq names its product tenomodulin (gene TNMD). Lineage: Eukaryota; Metazoa; Chordata; Aves; Procellariiformes; Procellariidae. The transcript has 5 exons. The record is from RefSeq and is a predicted model, not a curated record. Gene Ontology annotation, biological process: negative regulation of angiogenesis; negative regulation of endothelial cell proliferation. The annotation marks the transcript as partial.
AUGGAGAGGCACUCGAAGCCGACCCCUGUGUGGUUUUGUCCCUCGCAGGUUUAUGACAUGGAACACACGUUCUUCAGCCGCGGCGAGAAGAAGAAGAUUGUGAUGGAGAUCGACCCGCUGGCCAGAACAGAGACCUUCAGGAGCGGGAACGGCAGUGAGGAAAUCCUGGAGAUCCAUGACUUCAAAAACGGAAUAACUGGCAUCUUCUUUGUGGGCCUUCAAAAAUGUUUCAUCAAAACUCAGACUAAAGUCCUACCUGAGACAACGGAGGCCAAGAUCCCCGAGCUUGAGGGAGAAGAAAUCACAACCACCUACUUUGAGCAGUCCGUGGUCUGGGUGCCUGGGGAAAAACCCAUUCAGAACAAGGAGUUCCUGAAGAGCUCCAAAAUUUUUGACAUCUGCAGAAACGUGACCAUCUACUGGAUCCACCCCACGCCCAUAGCAGCUCCUGAGCCGGCCGACCUUGAAGGGGCAGAAGAAGAUGACCCUGACCUGCUGGACAACCAGAGCUGGUUGGAUGGGGGGAGCGAACACGAGGCGGAGAAGGACGCACAGCCAGGACCCAAGC